AUGUUCAGUUUUUUUGGCUCUCGUUUUUAUGACUUUGAACUUAUUCGCAUCCUGGGAAACACUCCGUCUGGCGGAUGUGACGUUGCAGAAUUCCUCGAGGCACUUGGAAAGAUCAAAAGGCAUGACCCUGAAAGCUGGUACUGUGCUUGGAACGAACAGGGCGAGCGAGCUGAAAAGAUAGCCCAAGAGGCUGUUCGUGACGGCCACACAAAUUCUGCUCGACGAGCGCACUUACGAGCCACCAAUUACUUCCGUGCCAGCACGUAUAUGCUGCCUAACUCUGACACGCGAAUCGUCCUCAAUUCGGAGAGGUCCAUCCGGAACUUUAGGGAAGCCAUUCCUCUGAUGGACGGGGAGACUGUCGUCCUUGAUAUACCGUAUGAGAGUGGGAUUGUCUUGCCCGGAUACCUUUACCUUCCUGCACCCUCAAAACGACUGGCGGGUCAGAAGACGCCAGUACUUCUGAAUUGCGGUGGCGCUGAUUCAACCCAGGAAGAGCUAUAUUUCCUGUAUGGUGUUGCGGGAACAGAUCUCGGGUACGCGGUUCUCACAUUCGAAGGACCGGGCCAGGGCCUUAUCCUGAAGAAAGAAAAGAUACCCAUGCGACCUGACUACGAGGUUGUGACAAGUAAAGUGCUGGAUCAUCUAACUGGUAUUGCUCAAGCGAAUCCAGACUAUAAUUUGGAUCUGGAGAAAAUCGCAGUUGCCGGAGCAUCCAUGGGCGCGUAUUAUUCUCUCCGCGCAUCCACGGACCGUCGUAUCAAAGCCUGUGUCGCCGUCGACCCAUUCUACAGCCUCUGGUCCCUCGCUUUGACUCGCAUGCCAUCUGCUUACGCCAACCUUUGGCAAUCAGGUUGGAUCCCGGAAUCACUGUUCAACUGGACUGUCCGGCUAUCCAUGAUCUUCGACUUUGCCAACCGCUGGGAGUUUUCCCUCGGGAGUUGUAUGAUGGGCACAUCGACACCCGGCGAUACUCUUCGGCGUUUUCAGGCUUUCACCCUUGGCUGA
Messenger RNA from Uncinocarpus reesii 1704, 1008 nucleotides. RefSeq lists its product as uncharacterized. The transcript has a single exon. The record is from RefSeq and is a predicted model, not a curated record. Lineage: Eukaryota; Fungi; Ascomycota; Eurotiomycetes; Onygenales; Onygenaceae. Bases 1 to 1008 code for a protein of 335 amino acids.